Molecule: messenger RNA, 1604 nt
Organism: Lycium ferocissimum
Lineage: Eukaryota; Viridiplantae; Streptophyta; Magnoliopsida; Solanales; Solanaceae
Product: acetyl-CoA-benzylalcohol acetyltransferase-like
Exons: 3
Coding region: 74-1438 (454 amino acids)
Source: RefSeq, a predicted model, not a curated record
CAUUAAAAUUAUUGCAAAAAAAAAAAAAAAAAUCCCAAGUGUUACUAAAACUAGCCAAAACACUGGAUACACUAUGAGCCAAAUUACCGAGCAAAAUUUGAAUGGUUCUUGUAUUCAAAUUGAAAUCUUGAAUGAAAAAAUUAUAAAACCAUCAUUACCAACUCCAAAUCACCUCAAUUCCUACAAGUUAUCCUUCUUUGAUCAAAUUGCUCCUAAUUUUGCCGUGCCCCUUCUUUAUUUCUACCCUCCAGUUCCAUCUGAAAAAUCCAACUUGCAAAGUGAUGAAGCAGUUCAUACACAACUACAAAACUCACUAUCUGAGAUUCUAACCAAGUUUUAUCCACUUGCUGGAAGGUUGUCAGAAGAUGGUACUUGCAUUAUAUGUCAAGAUCAAGGGGUUAUUUACUUAGAAGCAAAGGUGAAUUGCCAAUUGACUGAAUUCCUAGACAAAGCUUACAAAGAUACUGACCUUGUCAAACUCUUUGUGCCACCUAUAAGAAUCAGGCUAGCUGAAUUGCCUAAUAGACCAAUGUUGGCAAUUCAGGCCACCAUGUUCGAACAUGGUGGCCUAGCCCUAGCCGUGCAGAUUGUUCGUACGUUUGUCGAUGGAUUCUCUGGCUGCGCGUUAACCGAUGAAUGGGCUAAGGUUAGUCGUAUGGAGAAGGGGAAUGCUAGAAAUUUACAAUUUCGUUCUGAUUUAGCAGAAGUAUUUCCACCUAAGGAAAAUAUUUUUGAGAUGAUUAAAAAAGGUAGGCCUAAAGGAUAUGAGAUGAAAAUUGCUACAAGGAUAUUUAUGUUUGAUGAAGUUGCAAUAUCUAAGUUGAAGGAGAAUGUGAACAAGUCUUUGAGUUAUUCUUCAAGAGUUGAAGUUGUGACUGCACUUAUUUGGAGAAGCCUUAUGCGUGUGGUGAGGUUGAGGCAUGGUCAUAAUAGGCCAUCCAUGCUACAAUUUGCCAUCAAUUUACGAGGAAGAGGAGAUCCAAAAUUAGUAGGAGAAGAUCAGAACUUUUUCGGGAACUUCUCCAUUGACAUUCCAAUCAAAUGUGUGCCUUCUCACAGCUACCAAGAUUUGGAAUUACAUGAAAUUGUAACCUUGAUUAGGAACGCAAAGAACAAAAUCCUAUCAAGUAUUGCCAAUGCUUCAAGUGAAGAGAUUUUCUCAAUAGUGAUAGAGUCAUUGAAUCAAAUAAGAGAAGGAUAUAAUGAUGAUGAAAUGGACCUUUAUCCUACUUCAAGUUUGUGUAGAUUUCCUCUAAAUGAGUCAGAUUUUGGGUGGGCUGAACCAAUUUGGGUUAGCAGAGUAAAUGUGCCAUUUCAAUUGUUCUUCUUGAUGGAUUCAAAAAGUGGGAUUGAGGCUAGAGUUUGCUUGAAUGAAGAUGAUAUGAUUAAGCUUGAAAAUGAUGUUGAUAUUGUGGAGUUUAGUUCUGUGCUAAAGUAAUGAUAGAAUUUGAUGUCUUUGUUCAAUGUACCAAGUGAACUUGGAUUGAUGUUAAUUUGGUUUACUUUCAUGUGUGUCAAUCUUCAUGUUGCUUAAGCGUUUUUUUAAAUAUUGUAAGUGUAUUUUUAUUUCACGUCUUGUUAUUUAGUGGUCGUAUUGUGUUUCA